Messenger RNA from Hemiscyllium ocellatum (epaulette shark), 1839 nucleotides. It is a transcript of the gene abhd6a, whose product is annotated as abhydrolase domain containing 6, acylglycerol lipase a. The record is from RefSeq and is a predicted model, not a curated record. Bases 222 to 1241 code for a protein of 339 amino acids. The transcript is spliced from 9 exons. NCBI's taxonomy places the organism in Eukaryota, Metazoa, Chordata, Chondrichthyes, Orectolobiformes, Hemiscylliidae.
UUGUGUGCGCGGUGAUGGAGCACGGUGUAAGCUCCCAACGCAGUGAAAUGGAAACACUGGCCGUGCUGCAGCGUUCAAUCCACAGACUACAUUAGUUCUGCCCCGGAAGUGUUUUGAAAUGAUUGCAAGACAUUAUCAUCAGAAGCAUUUUAACCUAGAUUCGGAUUCUGGAGCUGGUUUCGCUGCAGUGAUCUGACAGAGAGCGGUGUGACAAUAGGGAAAUGGAUUUGGAUUUAAUGAACAUGUGUGUCCUGGCAGGAGGCACGCUUGCCAUACCCAUUCUAGCUUUUGUAGCUUCCUUUCUACUGUGUCCUGCAGCACUCAUUAGAUUUUAUUACUGGUACUGGCGAACAACAUUAGGUAUGCAAGUUAAAAAUGCUGACUGUGGCAACUAUCGAUUCUGCUAUUCCUGCCGUGGGAAACCUGGCAGUAAACCUUCUAUUUUGAUGUUGCAUGGAUUUUCAGCUCAUAAGGACAUGUGGCUAUCUGUGGUGAAGUUUUUACCUAAAACCCUGCAUCUGAUCUGCGUUGAUAUGCCAGGCCAUGAGGGCACAACACGUACUCGUGUGGACGAUUAUUCCAUAGAGGGACAAGUGAACAGGAUUCACCAGUUUGUUGAGUGCAUUGGGUUGAAUAGGAAACCAUUUCAUCUGAUUGGUACAUCGAUGGGUGGUAACGUUGCUGGUGUAUAUGCUGCUCAGCACCCAACAGACAUCUGUGGCCUAACACUCAUCUGUCCUGCAGGUCUGCGGUAUCCCAAUGAAAGCAAAUUUGUGAAAGAACUGAAGUCCUUAGAGGAAACAGGAGAUGUUAGUAGAGUUCCCCUAAUUCCGUCUACCCCCGAGGAGAUGGAAGAGAUGCUGAAGCUUUGUUCUUAUGUCCGCUUCAAAGUACCUCAGCAGAUUCUUCAGGGCCUUGUGGAUGUUCGACUGCCUCACAAUGACUUUUAUCGUGAAUUGUUUCUGGAAAUCGUUGGAGAAAACUCAAGACACACUUUGCAGGAAAACAUGAAAUUCAUCAGAGCUCCAACCCAGGUCAUUUGGGGAAAGCAGGACCAGGUACUGGAUGUUUCAGGAGCUGGAGUCCUUGCUGAUAAUAUUCCUGGCUGUAGAGUGGAUCUCUUGGAAAACUGUGGCCAUUCUGUGGUGAUGGAGCGGCCCCGUAAAAGUGCUAAAAUUAUCCUGGAGUUUUCAGCUUCCCUGCAAAACACAAGAUCAGAAAGCAAUAAGAAGUUAGCCUAACAUUUAUAAAUGAAAACUGUAUUGCUUUGGAUUGCAAAUAAAAUGUGAUGCUGUAAUAAUUCCCCAGGAAGCAAAAUGACUUGAUUGAAUGUUGAUGCCGCAAUUUCAUCUGUUAAGAGCAUUAAUGUUUGGUAGUGCUUUCAAAUCACAUAAACACAAUUUUGAAAGACACAGAGUAUUGCCAGAAACUAUAUGCAUGCGGUAUAUAAAAAGGAACAUAAAUCUCAGAAAAAUGCUGUUCUUUGCCAGAUUUCCCACACUCGUUUGAUCUUCGUUUUGGUAGUCUAUAUUUCACCAUUUGAUGCAAACAGCAAUGCAAUAUUUCCCAUUUUUCAGUUCAAGACCAGUUUCAUAAAAUUCACAAAUCAUUAGCAUAAUUUAUUAAAUAUGUAAUUUAGAAAUUUUUUGAUUGCUUGGUUAUUUAAAUCUGUAGAAGGUGGUUUCAAAGCUUUUGUGGUUAGUAGUAACUUUUUUAACCAUGAUGUUGAAGGGAAGGUACAGUUGCUAUCAAUACUGUUUAAUGGAUAUUUAAUGUCAUUUUGAUAGGAAUUUGCAUUUGAGUGGCUAUUUGUUUGUAACAAUGUAUAAUAAAAUUUCU